UUUUUUUUUUUUUUUGUAUAAUUGUGCCGCUGUGCGCGACAGGGCAGAGAGCUGCAUCUCACCUUCGGUUAGAGAUGCUCCCCGCGGUGGGUCUGUGCCUGGUGUUUAUCUAUAACCAGGUACUCCGAACCCCCAUCAAGAUGACCCAGAAGUCCUUUAGCCACAACUUGAAAGACCAGUCCCUGGAUAAGCUAUGCGUGCUCCAACUCAGCGAUCCUUCCCUGACGCCGCGGCCAGAAAUGAGCCCGAUAUCGAACCGGCCGUGCCUACACCGCAUGAGGAGGAGCCUCUGCUGCAGCGAAAGGCUGAGGAUACCUGGAAGCCUCCCGCAGGCUUUGUCUGGAUCCAAAUAGCUAUCAUGUCCAAUGUUUUCCUAUCCGGUUUCGAUGGCACUAUCACCGCGUCAACAUACGCCGUCAUCAGUUCCGAGUUCAGUGCUGCUAACACCGCAUCGUGGCUCACAACAUCCUACCUGAUCACCAGCACCGCGUUUCAGCCAUUGUACGGUCGCUUCUCGGAUAUCUUCGGGCGACGAACAUCAUUCUUCACGGCCACAAUAACAUUCAUGGUCGGUUGUUUGGGCUGUGGAGUUGCUAAGGAUGUCAUCUUUUUGAAUAUUAUGAGGGCACUCACCGGCGUUGGUGGGGGAGGUCUGAUGACAAUGGCCACUAUCAUCAACUCCGACCUCAUACCUUUCCACCGUCGCGGCAUGUAUCAAGCCGUCCAGAACGUCUUGCAUGGAUUUGGAUCGAUUUGCGGUGCUUCAUUCGGGGGGACAAUCGUUGACUCGAUCGGAUGGCGGUGGUGCUUCUUGAUACAAGUGCCAGUUGGAUUCCUAGCCCUUAUCACCGGCCAUCUCGUUCUUAAGCUCCCCUCGCAGAACAAAUUCGGCGGCGAGGAUCGGAGCUUACGGGCGAUCUGGAAGCGCGUGGAUCUGUCCGGAGCAUGUGCUCUUAUCAUAGGCCUGUCAACACAGCUAGUUGGUCUGAGCCUGGGCGGAAAUGAGCUCCCCUGGUCUAAUGUUUGGGUGAUCCUAUCGUUGGUCGCGAGCGUGGUGUCGCUAGUCCUUUUUAUGGUCAUCGAAGCCAAGACAACUGCGGUUCCACUCAUCCCACCGAGGAUGCUGAAAGGUGUUUUGCCGAUUGCAACGCAAAUAGCCAAUGUAUGCGUUGGAAUGGCUGCAUAUGCAUUCCUCUUCACGCUUCCCUUGUUGUUCCAAGUCAUCCUCCUGGACUCGCCUACUAAGGCUGGCGCGAGACUUGCGGUACCGUCUCUGGCUACGCCUAUAGGCGGUGUCAUCUCCGGGUUUGUGAUGUCACGCUGGGGAAAGCUGGCGUAUCUUGUUCGAAUUGGUUGUUUUCUCAUGUUCAUUGGGAACCUGCUUGUCAUGCUUCUACAAUUCAAUGACGCGGAAUGGAAGUACUAUGCGUCCAUGAUCCCAGCCAGUCUCGGCCAGGGAAUUGUUUAUCCCGGGAUUUUGUUCACGUUUCUCGCCGCAUUCGGCCACGCAGACCACGCCGUAUCCGCUUCCACCGUGUACUUGGUCCGUUCGAUGGGCACAGUCUGGGGCGUUGCUAUCACAUCCACCAUUAUCCAGAAUACAUUGCGCUCGGGCCUCGGGGAGGCCUUGAGUGGAAUACCAGACAAAUGGAAAGUAAUUGACGAGAUUCGUCAUUCCGUAUCUGCAAUCCACACCCUGCCACCGGAAAUUCAGCUGGCCGCGCGAAUGGUUUAUUACCGAGGAAUCCGACUGUCAUUCUUGGCAUCAGCGUGUUUCGGGUUCGUUGCUACUAUUGCAGCGUUCUUCACAAGAGGAAAAGGCCUGCAUCGCUCAAGCGAGGCGUAA
Messenger RNA from Aspergillus heteromorphus CBS 117.55, 1846 nucleotides. Its product is annotated as MDR family MFS transporter. The coding region runs from base 194 to 1846 and encodes 550 amino acids. The record is from RefSeq and is a predicted model, not a curated record. Gene Ontology annotation, cellular component: fungal-type vacuole membrane. Lineage: Eukaryota; Fungi; Ascomycota; Eurotiomycetes; Eurotiales; Aspergillaceae. Gene Ontology annotation, biological process: basic amino acid transport; transmembrane transport. The transcript has 6 exons. Gene Ontology annotation, molecular function: basic amino acid transmembrane transporter activity.